Messenger RNA from Microthlaspi erraticum, 1464 nucleotides. NCBI's taxonomy places the organism in Eukaryota, Viridiplantae, Streptophyta, Magnoliopsida, Brassicales, Brassicaceae. The record is from the annotation of a GenBank genome assembly.
AUGACUCCGAUCAUCGCUUUCUUCUCAGUCGUACAGUCUGCUUUCAAGACCUCUGCAGAAGCUAAGAAGAAGGAUGGAACAAAUUUUGUUUCUGAUUACCAUUUUCGCGAGUUUCGUUUUCUCCGGGAGAUGCAGCGAUGCUUACAACUACAGCAGGAACGAUUUCCCGGAGGGUUUCGUCUUCGGAUCCGCCAUUUCUGCUUUCAGUGGGAAGGAGCUGCUGAUGAAGACGGAAGGACGCCUAGCAUUUGGGAUACAUUUCUUCACUCUAGAGGAUGUAAGCUGAUGUAUGAUAUGGGUUUAGAUGCAUUUCGAUUCUCCAUCUCGUGGUCUCGGCUUAUACCAAGUGGAAGAGGUCCUGUGAAUCCAAAGGGUUUACAGUUCUACAAAAACUUCAUACAUGAGCUCAAAAGACAUGGAAUUGAACCACAUGUUACAUUGCAUCACAAUGAUCUCCCUCAGGUUCUUGAAGAUGAAUACGGAGGAUGGUUGACCGCAAAAUCAUACGUUUGCUUCAGAGAGUUUGGGGAAGCAGUGAAAUUCUGGACGACAAUUAAUGAGCCUACUUUGUUAGCAGUUGGAGGUUAUGACGUGGGAGCUGCACCUCCUUCACACUGUUCUCCUCCAUUUGGGUUUGUCAACUGCUCUAGAGGAAACUCUUCAACUGAGCCAUACAUUGCACUCCAUAACAUGUUGCUUGCACAUGCAUCUGCCGCAAGAUUGUAUAAGACAAAGUAUAAGGAUAAGCAGAAUGGAUCUAUAGGUAUAACAUGUUUUGGAUUCUGGGUGAUUCCUUUUACUAGCUCUGAAGAGGACAAGAUUGCAACUCAGAGAGCCAAAGAUUUCUUAUUAGGCUGGGUUCUUCAUCCGCUCUUCUUGGGGGACUAUCCUGAUGUGAUGAAGAGAAUCGUGGGGAAAGAUUGCCAAGUUUUACGGAAGAAGAAUCAAAUCUUGUUAAAGACUCCGCCGACUUCUUGGGACUCAUACACUACACAACAAUUGAAGGCUGAGUUCAUAGCUGAUUGUUUAUUUCAUUUUCUUGGACAGCCAUGGGAAUUCUACAGCGGUCAGCUUGAUGUGCUUCCAUGGGGUCUUGAAGGAGUUUUGGAAUACAUAAAGCAAACUAUGGCAAUCCUCCGGUCUACAUUCUUGAAAACGCAACCAGAUUCAUCGCUUAACGACGUGGGAAGAGUUGAAUACCUUGGUGCUUAUAUCGCUGCCGUGCUCAAUUCAGUGAGGAAUGGGUCAGAUACAAGAGGCUAUUUCCAAUGGUCGUUCAUGGACUUGUUCGAGGUUAUCGAUACCAAUUACACAUACGGUUUAUACCAUGUGAAUUUCAGCGAUCCUCAACGUAAAAGAACUCCGAAAACGUCUGCUUUUUGGUACUCUGCUUUUCUCAACGGGACACAACAAGAGCCCAAGAACCUCUCUGUAUCUUCCUCUCCUGGUUUUGCUUCUCAGUGA